Molecule: messenger RNA, 834 nt
Organism: Halteromyces radiatus
Lineage: Eukaryota; Fungi; Mucoromycota; Mucoromycetes; Mucorales; Cunninghamellaceae
Exons: 2
Coding region: 40-792 (250 amino acids)
Source: RefSeq, a predicted model, not a curated record
UUUUCUUUUUUUUUUUCUUUUCUUUUGUAGCUCUACAAAAUGUCUUCGGAAAAGAAACCUCGAACAGUAUUUUCAAAGAUUAUCAAUGAUUUAAUUCGAUCUGCUGCUGGACAAAGUGCACAAAAUCUACCUGAUCAAGACUUGGAUAAGCAUGUUGCUGAACUUCUUACUAAUGAAGCUCGAAUCAAGCAGGCAAAAUACAAAACAGAAGGUAUUCAAGCAUACCGUCCAAUUCCUGAAAAGUCAGCCACUCCACAACUCAAACCAAAUAAACGAUUUCUAAUGAAUAUUGUCAAAGCAACCGAUUGUCAUAACCAAGCAGUUAUACGGGCAGCUGAAGAAAAUGCAAGGGCUUUUCAAAAACGACUUGGAAAACAGAAAAGAACAAACAAGAGACAAUAUGCACAACAUGAUGAUGGGACUCCAGAUCAACAGGAAAACGACACAAAACGACAACGAUUUCAAUACAGCGACAGCAGUAGUCAUAGUGAUUUAAGCGAAAGCAGUAACGACGACAACGAUAAUAUUAGCGAAACAAAUAUUGAUGAUAAUGACAUCAAAGAAGCAAAUUCUCAUAUGCGAUAUCGUGGUCGUGGCAAAAUCAGGAACGGAACCUCUAUGGACAAAUACUUUGACGAACAUUAUGAUCCAACAAAAGAUGUUGACUCUGAUCAAGAUAUUGAUAGCAAAAAGGUGAAACGGAAGAACAAGAAGUCACGACAUAGCAAAAGCAGUAGCAAGAAAAAGAAGAAACAUCGAUCCGAAAAGAAGGCUAAAAAGGACAAGAAAUAAGUAGUGAUGUAGACAAUAUAUAAAUUAUAUAUACCAAUAAAG